AUGUCAGAGGGAAAUCGAACCAGUGUGACUGAAUUCAUACUCACUGGAUUCCCUGGACUUCAUCCGGAGUAUUAUGGCCUGGUUUCAGCUGUAUUAUUUGUGGUUUAUUUAAUAACUGUGAUAGCAAAUGUCGUAAUUCUGUUCUUAUUUGCAACCAACCACAGCCUUCAUAAGCCAAUGUAUUACAUAAUUUUAAAUCUGACUGUGUGUGACCUUCUCUUCAGUACAACAACUUUACCUAAAAUCAUCAGCAGGUACUGGUUUCAAUCGGGGAAUAUUUCCUUUUUAGCUUGUUUUGUCCAGAUGUACCUUGUUCAUUAUUUUGGCUCAGUGAAUUCUUUUAUUCUCUUCUUAAUGGCAUUUGACAGGUAUUUGGCUAUCUGCCAUCCUCUCAGAUAUUCAAAUAUUCUUAAAAACAGCACCAUACUUAUUCUCACUAUUACUGCAUGGGUUGUUGCCAUUGCACCCUCUUUAAUGAUGGCUAUUAGAGCGUAUCCUCUUCCUUACUGUGCCUCCAACAUUAUCAAUCACUGUUACUGUGAUCACAUUGGUAUAACAAUACUCGCCUGCACUGACAGGACCCCGUAUGCCUUUCCUGCUUUUGUGUGUGCAAUGGUUGUACUAUUAUUUCCACUGGCAUUCAUCGUUUUCUCCUAUUGUUCCAUACUAAUAGCAGUGAGUAAGAUAGCAGAUCUGCAAAACUGCUUCAAAUCUCUGUCCACAUGUACUACUCAGCUCAUAAUAAUAUCACUCUAUUAUUUACCUAGGUGUUUUGUUUAUUUAGCCAGCAAUGUCGGCAUCAGAUUCAGUGCUGAUGUGCGAAUUGUGAUCAUCAUGUUUUACAGUCUUGGUCCCCCCAUGAUCAAUCCAUUCAUAUACUGCCUAAGAACUAAAGAGAUGAGGGAGUGCUUAGAGCGUCCGAUGUCACGCCGCACAUUGGCCUCAGACCUGAAUGCAGUGUUCCUCUCCCUGAGCAGGAACUGCACCUCUUUGGUCAUCCUGGGCUUUCUGUUUGGAUAA
Molecule: messenger RNA, 1020 nt
Organism: Cololabis saira (Pacific saury)
Lineage: Eukaryota; Metazoa; Chordata; Actinopteri; Beloniformes; Belonidae
Product: olfactory receptor 1E16-like
Exons: 3
Coding region: 1-1020 (339 amino acids)
Biological process (GO): G protein-coupled receptor signaling pathway
Cellular component (GO): membrane
Molecular function (GO): G protein-coupled receptor activity; olfactory receptor activity
Source: RefSeq, a predicted model, not a curated record